Molecule: messenger RNA, 609 nt
Organism: Pistacia vera
Lineage: Eukaryota; Viridiplantae; Streptophyta; Magnoliopsida; Sapindales; Anacardiaceae
Exons: 3
Coding region: 1-609 (202 amino acids)
Source: RefSeq, a predicted model, not a curated record
AUGACGGCCCCCAACAUCCAAAGGGAAUUAACUAGUGUUUGUGCUCAUUUGACGACCAAGAAAAUUAUUGCAGAAAUUGUGAGAGAUAAACAACCAUUCUCUUUACUAGUUGAUGAAUCUUAUGAUGUGGCAGUGAAAGAACAAAUGGCUAUUGUUUUUCGCUAUGUGGACAAAAUAGGUUGUGUUAUUGAACGUUUUAUCAGGAUUGUGCAUGUUAAGAAUACUUCUGCAAAGUCUUUGAAAAUUGCAAUAGAUGCUUUUUUUGUAAAGCAUGGAUUGAGUUUGACAAGUUUACGGGGGAAAGGUUAUAAUGGAGCAAGCAAUAUGAGAGUUUUGGAUAACAUUCAAGAAGAACUCAAUAAUCGUUUUGAUGAAGUAAAUAUGAGGUUGCUUCAAUCAUUGGUUUCGCCUGUGGCCACUGCAACAGUUGAAAAUGUGUUCUCUGCAAUGAAUCUUGUGAAAAAUAGUUUGCGUAAUCGAAUGGGAGACGACUGGAUGAACAAUUGCUUGGUGGUUUACAUUGAAAAGGAAGUUUUUGCUACAAUUGAAAAUGAAGAUAUCAUUGAACACUUUCAGAAUAUAUCGAAGCGGAAAAUCGUGUUAAAUUGA